Molecule: messenger RNA, 756 nt
Organism: Rotaria socialis
Lineage: Eukaryota; Metazoa; Rotifera; Eurotatoria; Philodinida; Philodinidae
Source: the annotation of a GenBank genome assembly
AUGACUAGUACUACGAUGGCGAGUAGUACAACGACUACUAGUACAACUACUUCGACAACUAUCAGUACAACCACAACAACAGCAUACACAUCUCCAAAUCAAUGUGGAGGCAUUUCGCAAACUUCUCUAUGGACCGUUUACGAUGCAACUUCAAUUACGAUGGCCUUAGAUACAAGAAAAUGUAAUUUUACUGUAGCGCCCGCCUAUUUCACAAGUAUUGGCGGUAUCGAUAGACAACGUUACUUACGUGGUUACAACAAUAUAUAUGGUCCUACGACGACUACUUUUCGCAUUUAUAUUCAUUCGCUGUUAGGUGAAAGUUCAGCAAUUCUGCUUAAUUAUUCACAAACGUAUGCUUGGACUAUCUAUUGGUUUGGAUCAAAAUACACAAAUCAAACCAAUCAAUCUGCAACAGAUCCAACUUUUUGCAAAGGUACUGGACUUUCUUCACAGGCACUAUGGUAUGCAUACGAUAACUAUACAAUGACAAUGAAUGUUGACACAACAAUAUGCAAUCUUAAUGAAACUCGUCUCUACUUUACCAGUUUGGGUGGUACCGGUAAUCAUUAUCUUAUGCAGGCAUAUAAUGGUAUAUACUCUACGACAAUUAAUUCCUUUCGAGUGUACGCAAACUCAAUGCUUGGUUGGAGCGUAUCAAAUAUGCUUAGUUAUGCUUCAUCAUUGGCUUGGAAUCUCAAUUGGUUCGGUAUGUUUCACUUGAAGCUCAUAUGUUUGAUAGCAGUUUAUAGGUUAUGA